Messenger RNA from Alosa alosa (allis shad), 18582 nucleotides. It is a transcript of the gene kmt2ca, whose product is annotated as lysine (K)-specific methyltransferase 2Ca. The record is from RefSeq and is a predicted model, not a curated record. Gene Ontology annotation, cellular component: MLL3/4 complex; nucleus. Gene Ontology annotation, biological process: positive regulation of transcription by RNA polymerase II. Lineage: Eukaryota; Metazoa; Chordata; Actinopteri; Clupeiformes; Clupeidae. Gene Ontology annotation, molecular function: histone H3K4 methyltransferase activity; transcription coactivator activity; histone binding.
CUUUCUUAUUGCAUGCAACUACUUCCGUUUGCGCUUUAUGUAAAAACAGACUGUAUAGGGGCAGCUCUUUUCAGUAGCGGUCGUCUCUUUUUUUAUUCCGCGCAAUAUGAAUGUGUCAAUAACAGCGCUUGAUUGGGUCUAUUUAACAGAGAGACGUUGACAGGUAGUACUCCGGUCUCUCUUAAACAUGGCCACCAUGAUGGAGUAAAUGCUACAACUUUAAAUUUCAGAUUUUUGAGGAAAACUAUUUUUUUCUCUUCUCUACAAGGAAUGUUUCGUCCGAAUAUACCUUACCAAACAUCACAUCUAUAUGAAAGCUUUGGAAUGUCAUCAGAGGACAAGAGUCUGGAGCCCUCUGACCAAGGACAGUCUCCUCCCCUGAGCAGUGCUGAGGCCACGCCCAUUGGGGCCACGCCCUCGGGGAGUCCAGCCCCCAGUGACCGUCGUCCCCGAGGCCGGCCUCGUAAGGAUGCGGGCUCUGCCAUUCAUGGGCCCAGACCCAAAAGGAAGUCGCGCAGUCGAGGUCGGGCGCAGGCAGAUGAUGAGGACAGCAUGGAUGGCAGUGAGCCUGCAGACACAGAGCCUCUUCAGGACAUGGAAAUGGCGGAACUGGAUCUGGAGGAGGAGGAGCCGCUCCGGCCGCUGCUCUAUUGCCCCGGCGACCUGCAGCCUCUCUCGCCGCUCUUCCAGCGUUCCGUGUCCGAGGACUCGGCUGGCUCGUCGGCCUCGGCCUCCGACAACGCCAAGACCAGUGAGAGGUUGUGUGCCUUCUGCUACUGUGGGGAGAGGAGUGUGCUGGGCCAGGGCGAUCUGAAGCUGUUCGGCCCAACGCCGGGGUACGUGCCGCUGCACAUCCGCAACCGGCACGGCAGCUCCGAGAAGGACGAUGACUACCAUGACGACGACAAUGAUUCUGAUGACAACGACCACAGCCAGAGCCCUGGCCAGCGCGAGAGUGGUCUUAAGAAGAUCAGCUCGCCAGACAGUGGCCUGCACUCGUCCUCGGCACCAGGCAGCUCUGACCCAUUUGGAGAGGAGCCGACGCGGCGGCCCUGGGACGAGCUAGGACAGAUCGGUCUCCCUGAUGACAUCAACGUCCAGUCACUCUUCGACCCCACUGGCCAGUGUUGUGCCCACCUGCGCUGUGCAGCCUGGUCGGAUGGUGUGUGUCGCACGGAAGGUCAGGUGCUGCUGUACGUGGACAAAGCAAUAGACUCAGGGAGCACAGAGUUCUGUGCAUACUGUAAGCGCCUUGGAGCAUCCAUUAAGUGCUGUGAGGGCGGCUGCUGCCGCUCCUACCAUUUCCCCUGUGCUGCCGCUGCCGGCACCUUCCAGGACUGCAAGAGAUACACGCUGCUCUGUCCCGAUCACCUUGAACAGGCCCUGCACAGAUGUGACUCUCUCUCACCCUUUCAUGACCAGCUCUUCUUCAGCACGCAUGGCACUACACGGGCCUGCCUCGAGGUGGCCGCUACGCCCCUCAAGCGCGCCGGCUGGCAGUGCCCUGAUUGCAAGGUCUGCCUGGCCUGCAGGAACCCAGGGGAUGACAACAAGAUGCUGGUGUGCGACAUGUGCGACAAAGGCUAUCACACAUACUGCUUGCAGCCCGUCAUGGACUCCAUUCCCACGGGUGGCUGGAGGUGUCAGAAUUGUCGUGUGUGUGCGCAGUGUGGCACUCGAGCCAACGGCCAGUGGUCAUCCGCCGGGCCGCUCUGUGACGAUUGCCAACGGCAACCGGACCCAGCUCAUCCCUGCCCCCUCUGUGGGAGGAGCCUGGCUGCUGAAGCCCCUAAGGACCUGCUUACCUGCCACACCUGCAAGAGAUGGGUCCACCUAGAGUGUGAACGGCAGGGGAAGGAGGCCGACUGGGACCCGCGCUCGCAGGGCGGCUUCCUCUGCUCCGUCUGCAGGCAGGGCGAAGUGGAGGGCAGCCAGACACAGGGCAGCACCCCGCGCCACCCUCUCUCCCCCCUACCCAGCGACCCCAACGCCUCAGAUGUCUUCAUGGCUGUGGAGGAGGAUGAGGAAAAGGUGGAGCUGGAGACAGAGGAGCAAGUAGCCACAAAGACUGAGCAAGAGGAGGCUGAGGAGGUCCAGGAGGAGCAGAAGGCUGAGCCACAACUGCCUGUAGAGGAGACUGAGGAGGAGGAGGAGGAGAAAGCGGUAGUGGUCGAGGAAGAGAAACAGGAGGAGGAGAAACAGGAAGAGGAGAUGCAGGAGAAACAGGAUGAGAAGAAGCAGGAGGAGGAGGCGAAGGAAGAGGAGAAGAUGGAGGAAGGGAAGGAGGAGAAGGAGAUGGAGCAGGAGAAAGAGGUGGCAAACAUCACAGAACAGCCAAAGGAGAAGGAGGAGCUGACCACAGAGGACUCUCAGCAGGGCAUAGAUGAGUCAACAAUCACAGAGGAGUCGACGGGUACAGAGGAGUGGACGGCCAUAAAGGAGUCGACGGUGGGCACAGAGGAGUCGACGGCGGGCACAGAGGAGUCGACGGCGGGCACAGAGGAGUCGACGGCGGGCACAGAGGAGUCGACGGCGGGCACAGAGGAGUCGACGGCGGGCACAGAGGAGUCGACGGCGGACACAGAGGAGUCGACGGCGGGCACAGAGGAGUCGACGGUCACAGAAGAGUCGGCAGUCACAGAAGAGCAGGUGGAGCAGGAGGAGAAGGCUGAAGAGCAGCUGGCAGCAAAGAUGGGAGGGAGUGGAAGAGGAAGAGGAGAAGGAGGAGGUGCAGGACGUCACACUGAGCAGGAGGCUAGUGCCAGCCCCACACCAGAUGACCUGCAAGAGGAGAAGAAAGAGUCUCCAUCAGCUGAACCUGCUCAAGAGAUCCAGGUGACGGUGACGCUGACUGAGGGGGCCGAGUCCCCCCAGCACUCCUCGUCCCUCGGAGUGUCGUCGCUCUCGCAGGACCCCACUUCUCCGGAAAACUCCCCUCAAGACCCCGAGGUCCCCGACGCCAUGGAGACAGAGAAGGAGGUGGCCGAACUAGUGCCUGAAAUAGCGGCGGAGAGGGAGGGCGAGGUGGAGGGCGAGCCACAAAGCACAGAAAGUCCUGUAAAAGAGAACCUCCAGUCGCCCAGUAAGGAGGUGUCCUCUCCUGAGCCAGUCGUAGCCGCUGAGGACGAAUCCAUGGAGGUGUGUCCCUCAGAACCAUCGGUCACCAAUGGUGACCCGAUCAGAGAGAUUGUUCCAGAACCAUCGCCUGAAGUUCAGAAUGUGGUCAGCGACCAACCCGAGGAAAAAAUGGCCGAAGACAAUCAGGUGGAGGAGGUGGAGGAGGCCGAGGACGAGGUGGUGGCUGCAGCGGUGGCAGUGGAAGAGGAGGAGAGAGAGAUGGAGGACAAGCAGGAGCUGCUGAGCGUGCUGCCUGACCUGGACUCCGUCCCCUUCCAGGAUGCGGACACUGGCUGCGUGGCAGACGCGGACGUAGAUGGCGACGUGGACAUGGACACCACGCCGGUCAGCGAGCACGGCUUCUCGGGCUUCGGCUCGCCGCCCGGCGACGACAAGAGCCUCAAGUUCUCCCCGGGCUUCUCGUCGGAAGGGUCCUCUCGGCUAGCCCGCUCGCCCUUCUCUACUGAGGCCUCCCCCAGGGAAGGCUCCCUGACCCCGGCCCACUGCACGCCCACGCAGCCCCCCCCAACCACCACGUUCAUUCCCCUCACCCCCAAAAUCGGCAUGGGCAAGCCGGCCAUCUCCAAGAGGAAGUUCUCACCGGGCAGACCAAGAGUGAAACAGCUGUCAGAAUCUCAAAUUAAAGCUGGCACCGCACCGUCCUCUCUCGUCCUCACCGUCCCGGCAUCAAAAUUGGAGCAUGGAGGCAAUCAGAAGGCCCGAGGCUUCCCCCCUCCUGGUCCCCCUCGGUAUGGGAGGCGGGACGGGCCCAGGACCCGGCUUCUCCAGGGCACGCCCGUCUGGACCGUGAGAGUGGGCCGAGGUUCAGGGUUCCCUGGCAGGCGGCGGCCCAGGGGGGCCAACCUGUCUGGCCGAGGGGGCCGAGGACGCUCAAGACUCAAGGCCGACAGCAUCCCUCCAAUCAUCCCUGGGAUCACUAAGGUGGUGCUGAGUAAAGGCUGGCGCUGUUUAGAGUGCACAGUGUGCGAGGCAUGUGGACAGGCGACCGAUCCCGGGCGUCUGUUGCUAUGCGAUGACUGUGACAUCAGCUACCACACCUACUGCCUGGACCCGCCCCUACAGAAUGUGCCCAAAGGCAGCUGGAAGUGCAAGUGGUAUGAAAUAUCCAUACACACACACACACACACACACACACACACACACACACACACACACACACACACACACAUUAUGUUUGCAAAGCAUAUGGCAUAUAAUACACUUAUUCUGGCAUUCCUGAUCUUGCACUUUAGUGUGGUAGCUAAGGUGCACACAGUCUUGAGGGACCACGGCGGUGGGCGUGCUGUGGUGGCAAUUAAACUACUGCGCGAGAUCGCGACCCCUCGCGCCAGCCUGUGGCAGGUGCCCGGUUAUGGCGUCGCGGCUACCCAUGAGGAGACGACCUCAUUCUGCAGUGCCGCCUCUGUGACAGCCUGCCUUGGCGUCAGGCCAAGAGUGCCAAAAGGCGUGUAUGCUGGGGCCGGUGUGUGUCUGGCCCAGUCGGGCCUGGAACCAGCUGCGAGGCUCUCUGCCCCGGCACCACGGCGACGCCGGCCCAAACCCAAACUCAAGCUCAAGAUCAUCAACCAGAACAGCGUGGCCGUGCUCCAGACCCCACCGGACCCCAUGUCCGAGCUGUCCCGCGACGGGGACCUGUACGACAGCCGAGAGGGCGACCUGCUUUUGGACUGCGAAGGCAAGUCUGACUCCAGCCCCGAGCGAGAGCCUGCUGAGGUUGACGUCAAGGGGGAGGAAGGCACCGACGGCAACAAGAAGAGGAAGAGGAAGCCAUAUCGGCCAGGUAUUGGUGGGUUUAUGGUCCGUCAGAGGAGUCGAACCGGCCAAGGCAAAGGCAAACGAUCCCUGAGCAGGAAGGACUCGUCUGGCUCGCUCAACGACAAUCCUGUGGGGAAAGAGGAGGGCUGGAAUGAACCCGACACCCCCGUGGACGAGACGGCGCCCCCUACAGAGGCCCUGGAGAAGAAAAAGAAAUACAGGAGGAAGAAGACGCAGCUGGAGGAGGCCUUCCCCUCCUAUCUCCAGGAAGCCUUCUUUGGGAAGGAACUGCUGGACAAGAGCAAGCAGAGCAGGCAGGCCCUGGAGCCCGGACUUCUGAUCCAUGACCACGGGGCCAUCCUCGCCGAGACCAAACCCCCCAGUGCCAUUAGUCGCUUCCUGGACCCCUCCUGUGACCCGCUGCUCAGCGCCACGGCAACCGGGAGCAGCAGCACCACCGCCACGCCGGGCUCCACCAAGACCCGCACACUGCCCCAGGCAGGGGAGGAUCCGCUAGCGGACCUGGUGCUGGGUUCUGAUGACGACCUGCUGGGGAUGCUCUCAGACAACCUGGGCAAGCCAGGCCAGGAUACAGGUCUUGAUUUCUGCCCUUUCCAGGUUGACCGCUCUUCCUCUCCGUUCGCUGGUCUGGACAUCGGGGGUCUCUCGGAACACCCUUCGGUCACUGCCCACCCCUCGGGCCCCGCACGUGGCUCACGCCCCUUACAGGAGGAGCCUCUGGACGCCAUCCUGAGCCCCGAACUGGACAAGAUGGUGACGGACGGUGCAAUCCUCAGCAAGCUCUACAAAAUUCCAGAGCUGGAGGGGAAGGACGUGGAGGAUCUCUUCACCGCUGUGCUGAGCCCCAGCACCAGCCAGCCUCCGCCUCUCCCCCACCCUCCCACAGCCAACCCCAUCCCUAGUGCCCCGGGCACAGGAAUGCCUCUGCAGAACUCAGACAGCGGAAUGUUUCCCCGCAUGCCCAUGAUGAACGGCAUGAUGGGACCCAAUCCCGUCUUCCCGCAGACUCCCAUGCUGCCCGGCGCACCAGGACCCUGUGGCCAGGGCGGCUUCUCCUCCCUCCACCGGGUGCCCUUCCCCGACAUACGGGAGAAAAACUUUGGCCAGAUGGGGGGAGACAUGGCCGGUCCAUGGCCCCCUGCGGUCCCUGGCUCAGUCCCAGGCCCCAUGGCCCCCCCGGAGCCCGAAGCCGACACCAUGUCCAACGCGCAGAGGAGCACGCUGAAGUGGGAGAAGGAGGAGACCCUGGGGGAGAUGGCCACCGUGGCCCCGGUCCUCUACACCAACAUCAACUUUCCCAACUUACCAGAGGAGUUUCCAGACUGGGCCACUCGAGUCAAACAGAUUGCGAAGCUUUGGAGGAAGGCGAGUUCCCAGGAGAGGCAGCCCUAUGUGCAAAAGGCUCGAGACAACCGGGCAGCACUCCGCAUAAACAAAGUCCAGCUGUCCAAUGACACCCUGAAGAGACAGCAGCAGCAGGUGCCGGACCCCUUUGACCCCAGCGUCCCCUUGGAAACCGAGGCCAUCUUCAAAGACCCGCUCAAGCACAAGGAGUCGGAGCAUGAGCAGGAGUGGAAGUUCCGACAGCAAAUGAGACAAAAGAGCAAACAGCAAGCCAAGAUCGAAGCCACUCAAAAGCUGGAGCAAGUUAAAAAUGAGCAACAGCAGCUGCAGCAGCAGCAGCAACAACAACAGCAGCAACAGCAGCAGCAGAAUUUUCCCAGCGGUGGUCAGUCUGGUGGCGACACCCCCACCAGUGGCAACCAGAGCCCCAGGACCCCCCAGCCCAGCGGCGGGGGCAAUGCCUCCCCCCUGCAGCCCAAAGAUGGUGGCUUUGCACGGCCGCAGCUGCCUGGCACGCCCACCUCGGCGUCGGAUGACGUGUUCCUGCGGCCACAGCUCCCACCGCCAUCCGCCUCUUCCGCCUCCAAGACGCCCACUCAGGAGGGAGCCUACCCCCAGGGCCCAGCCUCCCAGCCCCAGUCUCCUCAGCAGAUGUUCUCCCCUGGCGGCUCGUCGACGGGCUCCCGGCCCUCCUCGCCCUGGGACCCCUACGGCAAGAUGGUGGGGACACCUCGGCCGCCCACGUCGGGCUCCACCACCCCACGCCGGGGCUCAGAUGCGCAGGAGAGGGGCCGCCCGUGCCCGUCCCCGGCCUACGAGGGCUUCGGCUCGCCCACGUCAGCUCCGGACCCCUACGCCAAGCCCCCGGACACCCCAAGACCCGCCGACCCGUUUGUGAAGCCCAUGGGUCCCCCUAGGAUGAUGAGCGGGAUGGGGGGUGAUCCCCAGCAGCAGCAGCCUCAGCAGGGCCAGGGCAGGCACAUGAUGGGGCCCAUGGCGUCUGGAGAUUCGUUCGGCAGGCCCAAUCAGAGGGCAGAGGCGUACCAGCGCAUGGCCCACAGCCGCAUGGUCCUUUCUGACCCGUACGCGCGUCCACUGCUCGCUCCCAUCCCUGGCAGCAACGAGUCGGGCUCCGUACCUCUCUUCAAGGCCCCCAUGCCCCCAGGACAGCAUCAACAGGAGGCCUUUGGCUCCAUGCCCCCUCAAGGGCUUCGCAGGGGGCCUAUAGACCCGUACGAGAGGCCGCCUCUGACCCCCAGGCCAGCAGAUGGCUUUCAGCAGGGUCAGCAGCCAGACCCAUACGCCCAUCAGCCCCUGACGCCUCACCCGUCCAUGGGAGCUGAUGGCUACGGCAACGAGCCUCGAAUGAUGCGCCAGCAGCCGGGUGGGCAUUUCCCCAUGCCCAGGCACCCCCACAGCAAUCCUUACGCACAGGCACCCUCCACCCCCAGACCUGACUACUCGCAGCAGAUGCCUGACCCCUACGCACAACCACCGGGCACCCCUAGGCCCUCACCGGACCCUUAUGCCCAACCACCGGGCACCCCUAGGCCAGUGGACCCUUAUGCCCAGCCACCGGGCACCCCAAGGCCCUCUGCGGACAUGUACGCCAUGCCUCCAUCCACUCCCCGACCGCCCCCCUUGGAUCAGUUCUCACAGCCUCAGCCGAUGAGCCGCAGGCAGUCCCCCUCUCACGCCAUGGACCCGUAUGCCCAGAUGCCUGGCACACCUCGACCUUUGCCGGGAGAGAGGUACCCCAAAUCCCCUGGAGCUCAGAGAAGCGCAGACCCCUACGCCCAACCACCAGGGACCCCCAGACCGCAAAGCAAGCCAGACCUGUACGAUCAACCGCCCGGCACGCCCAGGCCGGUUCUCUCUAGCCCAGACGCCUUCUCUAGACCUGGGUCCAGACCAGGCUCUAUGCCCCAUCCUGGCGAGCCGUUCUCCCAUCAGGCUCAGGGGAGGAUGCAGGAUGCGUUUGGCAGACCCCAUGGAUCACAGACCCCUAAGCACUCAGGAAUGUCUGACGAUGGCUUCUCGUUGCCUCAGACUCCUCACCCUAGCCAGACUCCGGUCCACGAUCCGUGCGAACAGGCUCCCAUGACCCCUUGCCCUCAGGCAGGAGACCGACCAGUCCAAGGUGUUCCACAGUCACCCGGUGCCGCAGAUGUCAUGCAGCCCCCAAUGGGCGACUCUGAAGACAAGACAAAACGCCAGUUACUACGUCAGCUGAUCCUGAGGCAGCAGCAGAGGAAAGUCCAGCAGGAAUUGCCCACCAACGCUGCUGUCCCUGCCAUGGCCAGUGCGCCCGGAACCCCCCGCCACUGGUCACAGGAAGACUCCUCAGCGCAGCCAGACUUCUUUGGCAGACCCCCUCCUCCGUACCCAGGCACCAUGAGGGGACCCCCCAGGUUCCCGGGUCAGUUUGUGGGGGAGCAGCGAGGGCCGUUUCCCCACGACGGUCAGAUGCCCCGGCCGCCAUUCUCCAGAGAGAUGGUCGCCAUGGGAAUGAGGCCGCAGGGCCAGAGGUUUGGAUUUCCUCAAGGGGCACCAGGACAGGAGCAGUUAAUGAGGCCCCCACAUCAGAUGCCAGGUGGGCACAUGGCUCCUGAGAACAUGCCCCCUCAGAUGCGCCGCUCCCUCUCCAUCGACCUUGCCCGGCCCAUGGGGGGCAACGCCCAGAUGGGGCUUCCCCAGCACUUCCCCCCGCGGGCGCUCCCCAUGCAGCAGCACAACAUCAUGGGCCAGCCCUUCAUCGAGCUCCGGCACCGGGCCCCCGAGAACCGCAUGAGGCUCCCCUUCCGGCCCCUCGGCCCCAUGGACCACCCCAACCAGCCAGGCCAAAGGCCCCCCCAAGGCUUCAUGCCUGGCCAGGAGAUGGGCUUUGUCGGGCCCCAAGGCCAGAGAAUGAUUGAUCCCAUGCUGGGGCAACCUCAGCAAGGAGCACCAGGCCCCAUGCAGAUGGGAGCUAACAUGGAGGCCAUGCAGCAGCAGCAGCACCAACAACAUCAUCAUCAGCAGCAGCAGCAGCAGCAGCAGCAUCAUCAUCAUCAGCAGGCUAACAUGCAAAUGAAUGCUGGCCAGCAACAUCCAACGCUCAGCAGGUCCAUGAGUCAGCCGAUCCAGAGCGAGACACUCCACAACACGCCCCAGCCAGCUCUCCUCCCAGCGGCUACUCAGCCAGAGGAGCUGCCCCUGCCCACUGCAGAGGGCAUCGAGGAGAAGCUCGACGCGGACGACUCUGCAGUGAAGGACCUAGAGGACGUGGAGGUGAAGGACUUAGUGGACGAUGACCUGGAGACCCUCAACCUCGACGGCGAGGAUGGCCUCCACCUGGACGACUUCCUGACGUCGGGGAAGUUUGACCUCAUCGCCUACGCCGACCCGGAACUCGACCUCGAGGACAAGAAGGACAUGUUCAACGAGGAGCUGGAUCUGGCCGAUCCUAUGGAAGAUGACCACGGAGAGGCUUUAGACAUUCAGAAAGCCUUGUCUGAGAAAAGAAACACCCACCAAGACGGAGCAGCUGCAACAGCGUCGUUGUCUCAGCCGGCAGGCAAAGCGGACAACCUCCAGAUGUCCGAUCAGGUCAAGAAAGAAGACUGUGCCCCGAGAGAAGGCAUGGUGUACGGUGGCAAGACCAUUAAGACCGAAGUCAAACCAUGUCCAGUGAGCAGUCAUGACCCUAGCAGUAUGUGCGGACCUCCCAUGAACACCAGUGGAAUCUCAGGGGAUCACACUGGCCUGUUUGGAGCGUCAGCUCAGCCUUCGUCUGACCCACUGUCCGGUUCCGCUCCAGUUCUCUCCAGUCUGCUCAUCAAAGAGAAGUUGGAGGACUCCGGGCUUGGCGCUGCGGCCGCCUCCCCUCACCAAACCACCCACGGGCAAGGCCUGCAGCAGGUCAUGUCCAUGAUGCCGGGUCAAGCGCUAGACCACGGCAUGAACCCCGCCAUGGGUUUGGGCCACAGGAUGGAUCCCUCCCUGGACCAGGGAGCCCCGCUGACCAACCCAAACAUGAUGCAGCCUGCCAACCCCAAGCUGCCGGUCCCUGGGUUCGGGGGCCCCUCCACGGGGCAGCAGGUGGACCUGAACAUGCCCAUGAUGGGGGGCCAGCUACCUGCUGGACCUCACGGUCUGGGCAGGCAGACCCAGCAGGGGAUGUUCCCUCUCGCAGGAAUGGGCCAGCAGCAGCAGAAGGCACCACCUCCAGGAUCUGCUCCUGUGUCACAGCUAUCACAAUCACAGCUACAAAACAGGCCGCUGCUCCUGGAAGAGCAGCCACUCCUGCUGCAGGACCUGCUGGACCAGGAGAGGCAGGAGCAGCAGCAGCAGAGGCAGAUGCAGGCCAUGAUCCGCCAGCGCUCCGACACCUUCUUCCCCAACGUCGACUUUGAUGCCAUCACAGAUCCCAUCAUGAAAGCUAAGAUGGUGGCACUGCAAGGCAUCAAUAAGGUUAUGGCCCAGAACCCAUUGGCCAUGGGCCCCAUGGUGAUGAACAGGAUCCAGCAAAUCCCAGGAGCACACGUUCCAGAAGCUGCUGCUGCUGCUGCAGGAGCUCCACACUUAUUCGGACAGGACGGGAAACUGGCCACGCAGUUGGCAAGACCUAAUCCUCCAAAUUUCGGCCCCGGAUUUGUCAACGAUACGCAGAGGAAGCAGUACGAGGAGUGGCUGCAGGACACCCAGCAGCUGCUGCAGAUGCAGCAGAAGUUCCUGGAGGAGCAGAUCGGCUCCCACCGCAAAUCCAAGAAGGCGCUGUCGGCCAAGCAGCGCACGGCCAAGAAGGCCGGCCGCGAGUUCCCCGAGGAGGACGCCGAGCAGCUCAAGCACGUGACCGAGCAGCAGAGCAUGGUGCAGAAGCAGCUGGAACAGAUCCGCAAACAGCAGAAAGAGCAUGCCGAGCUCAUCGAGGAGUACCGAGUCAAGCAGCAGCAGCACAACCUCCAGCACCCUAUGAUGCCUCCCAUGCCAGUUAUGCCACCCCAGGCCCCUGGCAUGAUGCCAGGCCAAGGCCCCGGACCGGGACCAAUGAAUCAGCCUAUGAUGGGCCCCAUGAUGGGGAUGCAGCCCCACCCUGGCCAGCCUAACCCUCCCCAGCGCAUGCCCAUCAUGCCCAAUAUGCCCAACAUGCCAGGCUGGCACCCCGGCCCUGGAGGACCCAUGGGUGUGGGCGGAGGCCCUCGGUUGCCGGCUCUCAUGCCGCCCCAGAUGCCCCCUGCCAACCCCGCCCAGCAAGUUCCCCCUCAGCAGCCCCCUGCGCCCCCCAUGGUGCCAGGCGCGGCCAAGCCCACUCCGAUGGCCACAGCAGGCAUGGCCGCCAGCGGAGGAUCCGCCGGUGCUGGAGGUGCCGCUGCCGCUGGCGGUCCAUCCCCUCACGUGAAGUUUGACGACAACAACCCGUUCAGCGAGGGCUUCCAAGAGCGGGAGCGUCGCGAGCGUCUCCGCGAGCAGCAGGAGCGCCAGCGGGUGCAGCUCAUGCAGGAGGUGGAGCGCCAGCGUGCCCUGCAGAAGCAGAUGGACAUGGGCAUGGGCGCUGCAGACGCCUCGUCUGCCGCGCCGGUGUCCACGCCCGCCCCUGGACCCAGAGACGCCAACCUGGCACAGAUGCCCUUCUACAACAGCGAGCUGCCACAGGACUUCCUGCAGCCUACUCGGCCCACUCAACAACAGCAGCAGAUGCAACAGCAACAAAUGGGGGCCAUGUUUACGCAGCCCCAGCAGGCUGGCAUGGACUUCAUCGGUGCCCCUGGCCAGGGUUUCAUGCAGGGCAACCAGCAGAGGCCUGGAACAGGCAAUGGAGGCUUCAGCCCAGACAUGGGCCCUAAUUUUCGGGGGAAGAGCCCCAUGAUGGCCGGGCACGGCUUCCCACAGGGCCAGCCCCAACGGCCCACAGGGUUUGCCGGACCCCCCGGCAGCGGCCACCCACAGCAGGCUCCCGGCGGAGACGGCUUGGCGUUCGGGAUGGACUCUCCCUCGACGCCGCUGCCCCCGAACUACCCCGGUUCGGGCCAGUCGCUCAUCCAGCUGUACUCCAACAUCAUCCCGGAGGAGAAGGGCAAGAAGAAGCGCAGCCGCAAGAAGAAGAGCGCCAAGGACGACGACGCCGACUCGGUCCGCACGCCGUCCACCCCGCACUCGGACAUCACCGCUCCGCUCACCCCCCGCACCCCCUCCACUCCAACCCGCGCCUCCUCCACGCUGGCCGGGGAGCCCGACCUGUCCACCGACACCUUCGCCGGCCUGGCCCCCGCCUCUGAGCUGGAGCGCCAGCUCUCGUCUGUGGGGGGAGGCCACGGCGGUCCCUCCCUGCUGAGCCGUCAGUGCAGCGGGGGCUCCAUGGAGGCAGCCGACAGGCAGCACCCAGGACAGCUGCACGAGGUGAAACUGGAGAAAAUAGAGGCCAGCGAGUGCCACGGACCUCCAGACCUCCACAGGAUAGUCAAACAGGAAGCGGGUCAGGAACUUACCUUGCCCAACCUGGGAGGAAGUGACGCCUCGGGCAAUGAGCUGCUCAAGCACCUGCUGAAGAACAAGAGCACCCCUCCUCCUUCCCAGGGCCCUCUGCAACACCAGACCUCUCUGGACAGCCUGCGCUCAGAAGACGACAUGCCCAACGACAGCAAGAGCAUGCUCAAAAUGGUGUCCAGGCUGAGGCCUUCAUCAUAUCAACAUCCUCUCUGUGUUCUGUGCCUUGGGACUCAUUAUCUAGCACAUGGAGAUGACCGUUUUCCUCUUACGGGAGCUCAGACGGUGAAGCCCGAGCUUCUGGAAGCUUCCGGGCCGGAGCAGGGCAAACGCAAGCAGCAGCGCUACAAGCGCGGGCCCAAGACAGGAAUGGAGAAGCCGCCGUCCCGCUACAAGAAGAGGAAGAAAGAGGAAGAGGAACGCCAAAUAGCCUACUCCAACACCGACUCGCUUAUGAGCCAGCUCAAACAGCAGUUGACCAUGCUUCCCCUCAUGGAGCCUCUGAUCGGCGUGAACUUUGCUCUUCCACCCCUCGGCAGCAGUGGGCAGCUGAACGGGGAGAACCGCCUGUCCGGCUCCUUCGGCAGCGCCACGCUGGACGGCGUCUCGGACUACUACUCACAGCUGGUCUACAAGCAGAGCAACCUGAGCAAUCCCCCCACGCCCCCAGCCUCACUGCCCCCAACCCCACCCCCAGUGGCUCGGCAGAAGAUGGUCAACGGCUUUGCUACAGCUGAGGAGCUGGCCAGGAAAGCAGCGGUCAUGGUGCCCAAGUCCCUGGGUCCUAAACCCUUGCCCACCCCGUACCACCCUGAGGAUGACCUGCUGGCUCAGACCAUCUCCCAGGGGCCCAAGACGGUGGACGUGCCUGCCUCGCUGCCCACCCCACCCCACAACAACCAGGAGGAGCUCAGGUGGGCACCACAGACCUAUAGGGGUCUGGGCGCCAGAACGGGGCAGGAACACUGUUCGGACAGGGACACCCCUGACAGCUUUGUGCCGUCCUCGUCUCCCGAGAGCGUGGUCGGCAUGGAGAUCAGCCGCUACCCAGACCUGUCGCGUGUCAAGCUGGAGCCGCCCUCACCGGCCACCUCACCUCUCCUGCCCAUGCUGCCACCUGCCAGUGGGAAAGGUUCAGAAAUCAGGAAGUGGGAGGUGAAGACGGAACCUACCGGCCCUUUCUUUGGCUCCUCCUUUGGCCUUCCAUCUUCAUGUUCCAAAAGUGACCUGGUGUCCAUUGCCAUCACCCUCAACUCUGCCGCAGCCGAUAAUGUUCCGGGGGUGGUGGCGGCAGUGGCCAACCUGUUGCGCGUGCCCAUCCCCAACACCUACGACGAGAACCGCAUCCCAGAGAGGAGCUCGCUGGCUCUGCUCGCCGGGGUGAAGGUACCCCCCUCUCAGGGCGCGCUCUUCUCCCAGCAGCACCUCCACAGACCCCCAGCUCCCCCCGGCCCCCCGGGGAUGAUCCAGGGGCCUCCACUGACCCUCGGACGCCUACCCAGCACUGGUAAGACCUACUCGCAAGCAGGCUCAACAGGGAGACAUGACUAUCAGAUGGGAAAUUCCAGCGCUAGCCCUGGACCCAAGGCCCAGUGGUGCUGCCACUGCAAGGUGGUGGUCCUGGGAAAUGGAGUCCGCAAGUCCACCAAAGACCUGCCUUGUGCCAAACUGGAGGGUCAGGUCAAGUUGGAGGGCACCCUGGUGUUCUGCAGUCACAGCUGCUUCCUGCUCUACUCUGCCGCCCUGCAGGCCAAGAUCUCCAACAGCAAGCCGUCUGUGGCAAUGCCGUCUGAUGCCAGCUCGGUGAUGGGCAGCCCGUCCAAGGUGCUGCACGCCUACAGCAACAACAUGUCCUCCCUGGACGUGCAUUGCCUGGCCCAGCUUCAGCCCAAGCAGUCUUCUCCAUCCUCCCCACCCAUCCACUUCCCCACGCUGUCUCCUGCCGAUGGGUCCACUUCUGGCACCGCCGCUGACCGACUGGAGCCCAAGUCCGACCCAGCGUUCAAGUUCACGGUCAAGCUGAAGCCACGUCCGCGAGCCGUCCACCUCGAGGAUGGCUCGUUGGUGGCGGGGGUGGGUCCGAGGGGCCACACGCCGGCCAAGCGAUGGAAGGGCCACCGCUGGCGCAAGUGGAGCGUCCAGAUCCUGGUGGCGCGGAGCAGGGGCGUCCCGCCCCUGCCGGGGAAAGGCGGGCGUCUGGAGGACGAGAAGCGGCUGCCCGCCGAAGGCCCCGGGGCGUCGUGGCUGCGCCCGGAGCCGAUGCCGCGCGACCACCGCCGCUGCUGUCUGUGCCAGCGCCGCGGCGACGGCGAGACGGACGGUCCGGCGCGCCUCCUCAACCUGGACCUGGACGUGUGGGUGCACCUGAACUGCGCGCUGUGGUCCAGCGAGGUGUACGAGACGCAGGCGGGCGCGCUCAUCAACGUGGAGCUGGCCCUCCGCCGCGGCCUGGCCCUGCGCUGCGCCCACUGCCAGCAGACGGGCGCCACCAGCGGCUGCCACCGCCUGCGCUGCGCCAACGCCUACCACUUCACCUGCGCCCUGGAGGCCCACUGCGUCUUCUUCAAGGACAAGACCAUGCUGUGCCACGUGCACCGGCCGCGCGGCACCGAGCGAGGAGGCUCGGCCGGCGGGAUGGGCGGAGGCGCGGGCGGCGCGAUGGUCCCGGGGAUGGACCAGGAGCUGCACUGCUUCGCCGUCUUCCGCCGCGUCUACGUGCAGCGCGACGAGGUGCGCCAGCUGGCCAGCAUCGUGCGGCGCGGCGAGCGCAACAGCACAUUCCGCGUGGGCAGCCUGGUGUUCCACGCCGUGGGUCAGCUGCUGCCCGGUCAGAUGCAGGCCUUCCACGCGCCGGGCGCCAUCUACCCAGUGGGCUACGAGGCCAGCCGCCUCUACUGGAGCAUGCGGCAGGCCCACCGCCGCUGCCGCUACGUCUGCGCGGUGGACGAGCGCGACGGCCUGCCCGAGUUCAGCAUCCGCGUGGUGGAGCAGGGCUACGAGGAUCUGGUGCUCACCGACACCACACCCAAAGGCGUGUGGGAUCAGGUCCUGGGGCCCAUGGCCGAGUGCCGUAACGAGACCGGCAUGCUGAAGCUCUUCCCCGUCUACCUGAAGGGCGAGGACCUCUUCGGCCUCACCGUCUCAUCUGUCACCCGCAUCAUCGAGUCGCUCCCGGGAGUGGAGGCGUGUGAGCGCUACACGUUCCGCUACGGCCGCAACCCCCUAAUGGAGCUGCCCCUGGCUAUCAACCCCUCUGGCUGUGCUCGUUCUGAACCUAAGGCAUGCACUCAUGUCAAGAGGUUUGUGUUAAGGCCUCACACCCUGACCAGUGGCAGCGCUGCCAAGACCCUGCAGAGCGGUUCAGACCCGGUGCAGAUGGGCGCCCCCUACAGCAAGCAGUUUGUCCACAGCAAGUCCUCCCAGUACCGCCGCAUGAAAGCCGAGUGGAAGAGCAACGUCUACCUGGCCCGCUCUCGCAUCCAGGGUCUGGGCCUGUACGCGGCGCGGGACCUCGAGAAGUACACCAUGGUGAUCGAGUACAUCGGCACCCUCAUCCGCAAUGAGGUGGCCAACCGCAAGGAGAAGAUGUAUGAGGACCAGAAUCGUGGUGUCUACAUGUUCCGCAUUGAUAGCGAGCACGUAAUUGAUGCAACCAUCACAGGAGGGCCAGCCAGAUACAUCAACCACUCCUGUGCUCCGAAUUGCAUCGCAGAGGUCGUGACCUUGGAGCGAGGCCACAAGAUCAUCAUCAGCUCCAACCGUCGAAUCCAACGAGGAGAGGAGCUGUGUUACGACUACAAGUUUGACCUGGAGGACGACCAGCACAAGAUUCCCUGUCACUGUGGAGCCGUCAACUGCCGCAAGUGGAUGAAUUAAAGGCCAUCAUGGGGGCAGAGGCCUCGGCCAGCGGCCUCCAAUACAUGCAUUCCUACUUCUUGUUUUGGAUCCGUUUUUUUCUCUUUGUAUUGUUAUUAUUUCUGUUAUUAUUUUUUCUCUCCCUUGGCCCUUUUGUGAAAAGGGAGCAUUGUGUGACACCUACACGACUAUCAGGGCAAAGAUACUGACCGCAGAACUGUACAAGGUCCAAGGUGGGACAGGGGUCAGGGUGGGAAUGAGGGGGGUUGGGGUUAAAGCUUAUUUGGCAAAUGUCAAAAGCAUUCUUAGGCACAAAGACAAUUUUCUUUUCUGGAGGAAGGUUAUAGGGUGUUAAAGGGGUCAACUUCAGGUCCUUUCACAUACACAAACUGGGUGGAGCCCUGGUAGAUGUUAAUGAAUGUGCUCCCACCCCCCCUUAAGGAAAAUAAUGAGGCUAUGCUGGGGAGUGUGGUUGCAGUGAGUGGGGAUGUCGGGAGGGGAGCGAGUGUGGUUUCGGGAAUGUUGGAGGUUACUCACCAGCUGACCAGCGGGUCAGAGAGUAGUGUGCUGGCCGCAGCCUUAUUAUAGUACUAAAGAGGCGGGAUCCUCUGCACUCAGAAAUAUAAAAAACAAGAUAUAUACAGAAAUCUAGUUACAGAAAUGUAGACACCACUGAACAAGGAAUGUACGGAGGGGGGAAUUCCUUUGGGAUGGAACUAAGGGAAAACAAAACUUGCACUAAAAGAAAAAAACAACAAAAAACAUUUACAGUUGAAAUACUUGAUUCCAUGAGUCAGUUUAUUUGUGUCUUUUUUUUGUUGUUGAUUUCUGUAAAAUAAGAGGUCUUUUGUAUUUAUUGAAUGAAACUAUUUUUUAAAAUGCGCAGAAUGAGAAAAAGUGUGUAGGCAUGGCUUCUUUUGCCUACAAGUGUGGUGGGAUGUGCUACUUUAUAUCACAUGUAAAUAUUGUCUAAAAUGUCUAAAUAUAUGAAAAAAUGGAAAUCACACAAAAAAUGUUGAAAAAAAUCGACCAAAUGCUACCUUGUUUUCAUGUUUUUUUUUUUGUUUUGUUUUUUUUUGUCAGGUAAAACAGAAAAGGAGAACUAUUUAAGAAGGAUGUCAUAAUAUCAUUUGAGAUUCUAUGUUGUGUAUAAAUCUGUACAGAAUGUGUAAAAACACAAAUCAAAGUAUUUUUGUUGUACUUAAGAAUGUAGUAUGGAUCUGGAGUAAAAAUGUUUUUUUUUGAAGAAUAACUGCUUGUUUCAUGCAUCAUUACACGCAAUCAGAUUACACCAAUCACAAGAGAGAAUGUGAGAAAGUUUUGUUUAUUUUUUUGGGGUUGCAGAAAUUUUGAAUAACUGUGAACUAUAUUUUGUCCUCCCAAGACCCCAAACAAAGACAAUGUCCAACUCCAGAGCUAGUUGGCUCGAAUGUUUCUUUCCAUAAUAAUAAUAAAAAAAACAUUAAUGUCUAUUAAAAAUGAAAAGAUGUAAAAUAUUUUUGUUUAUUUUCUAUUUACAUUUGCUUUGGCGGAGAUAUGCUGUUUGUGUCAAUGAACUGAGCAGAAAGACAUAGUAUGAUUUUUUUGUUUGGAGUUUUGAACUCAUGCUCUUAGGAUCUGGUACUGGGGCUAACCAGUAUGAUAUGAAGUCAGUUUUCUAUGGUCUGCAUAUCAUCUGUGGACUACAAACAUUGAUACUCGCACAGUCUUGAACUUGUAACAUACUUUCGCAUGGUGUAUUUUUUAAACUUUCAAAAGAAAUCAAUUGUACAUACUUUCUCUGGUUGUAAUGAAUUUUUUGCCUCUUGGGAAUUUUUUUCUCUCUCCCUACUUGUACAAUAUUCAGACAUCUUAACAGUAUUUGUCUUUUUUUCUUUAUUAUGUACAGUAGUACCUAAUGUUUCAAAAUGAAGCCUUUUUUGAAUUAUACAGUGUGAUGGAUUUUGGAGUUUGUGGAAUCAGAUUUAGGAACAUUUACAAAAAAAAUAAAUAUUUUACAUCUUA